UUAAAUGCCCCUCCGCCGUUUCUUGCACAGCAUUAAGAAACACUUCCUAGUAAUAAACACCUCUCAGAUACCUUGUCUUGUUCAAUUAAAUCCGGAAGAUCCAAACAUGGCUUAUUUCCAAGAGUUCAUAAUACUUUUUCUCAUAUGGCUAGCAUCCGUGGUUAUCCGUGGUUGCGUUAGGGCAAUACUAAAAAAAUUUCGAGCCACAAGCCAUCUUCCACCGAGCCCACCAGCUCUACCAGUCAUUGGACAUCUCCAUCUCCUUGCUCCAAUGCCUCAUCAAGCUCUUUACAAGCUUUCAACUCGCUAUGGACCUUUAAUUCACCUAUUCCUUGGUUCUGUCCCUUGCGUUGUUGCUUCUUCCCCAGAGAUGGCGAAAGAAUUCCUUAAAACCCACGAAAAUUGUUUCUUGGAUCGUCCAAAAAUGGCUGCUGUAGAUUACCUCACAUGUGGCUCUGCUGAUUUCGCCUUUAUUCCUUGUGGACCUUACUGGAAGUUCAUGAAGAAAAUUUGCAUGACAGAACUUCUCGGAGGUCGAAUGUUAGACCCUCUUCCCGGCAGGCGUGAAGAGAUAGGACAGUUUUUGCACACCAUACUAAAGACAAAUGCAGGUGAAUCUUUUGAUGUUGGACGACAGCUUCUAAGGCCAACCAAUAAUGUAAUAUCAAGAAUGACUAUGAGCGAAAGGUGUUCAGAUAAUGAAGACGAAGAGGUCAGGGAGUUGGUGCGGGAUGUUUUUGAUGUUGUAGGAAAAUUCAAUUUGUCAGACUAUAUUUGGCUUUGUAAGAACAUGGAUUUGCAGGGAUUUAGAAGAAGGGUUGAGAAAGUUCGUGAAAAGUUUGACAAAAUGAUGCAGAGGAUCAUAGCAGAACAUGAAGAGGCAAGGAAGAUAAACAAGGAAACGGGUGAAGGAGAUUCAGUGAAAGAUUCACUUGAUAUUUUACUUAACAUAUCAGAAGAUGAGAACUCAGAAAUGAAAUUGACUAAAGAAAACAUCAAGGCAUUUAUCCUGGAUAUAUUUCUAGCUGGGACUGACACAUCUGCAAUUACGAGAGAAUGGACACUAGCAGAGGUAAUAAAUCACCCAGAUAUUAUGAAGAAAGCAAAGGAAGAAAUAGAUUUUGUAGUAGGAAAGAGCAGACUAGCGGAAGAAUCAGAGAUAACCAACCUCCCCUACCUUCAAUCUAUAGUGUGUUAA
Molecule: messenger RNA, 1198 nt
Organism: Jatropha curcas
Lineage: Eukaryota; Viridiplantae; Streptophyta; Magnoliopsida; Malpighiales; Euphorbiaceae
Source: RefSeq, a predicted model, not a curated record